Messenger RNA from Macrosteles quadrilineatus (aster leafhopper), 6260 nucleotides. It is a transcript of the gene smg, whose product is annotated as protein Smaug homolog 1. Lineage: Eukaryota; Metazoa; Arthropoda; Insecta; Hemiptera; Cicadellidae. Gene Ontology annotation, cellular component: P-body. Gene Ontology annotation, molecular function: mRNA binding; translation repressor activity. Bases 593 to 2287 code for a protein of 564 amino acids. The transcript is spliced from 15 exons. Gene Ontology annotation, biological process: nuclear-transcribed mRNA poly(A) tail shortening; negative regulation of translation; regulation of DNA-templated transcription. The record is from RefSeq and is a predicted model, not a curated record.
UGAGUAAUGACAGAAGUAUAAAAAUGCCAAUUUGAGUUCGUGGUGUACGUGACAUUUAAUGUAAUUUGAUAACUAUAUAUCUAGGAAAAUGUAGCGUGGACUAAAAAUUCAGACUACUAGCUACAGUUUAAAUACUCCAUCUCAAAAGUUUUCAAUAGCAGCAUGUAUUAAGGUUCGAGGACACGCAUCAAAUGAUGAAAUUCACCAUAAUGCUUUCUGUUUCUGUCGGUUGGAUGUAUCGAUGUACCCACUCGUCUCUUUUUGUCAAACAAUACAACAAUACCAGCUCAUCAUCAAAACAUAAUCAUCAGCUGGAGUAAUCAAAACAAGAUUCGAGGACACGCAUCAAAUGAUGAAAUUCACCAUAAUGCUUUCUGUUUCUGUCGGUUGGAUGUAUCGAUGUACCCACUCGUCUCUUUUUGUCAAACAAUACAACAAUACCAGCUCAUCAUCAAAACAUAAUCAUCAGCUGGAGUAAUCAAAACAAGUGCCGGUGAUCAGAGAAAACGCCGGAUCUCCUCCCACAGUGCCGGUGAUCAGAGGGAGUGCCAAAUCAGCUUCCACCAACGACCCAUUUCUCAAAACGCCCCUCAUGAGGAUGUAUCAGGAGCGGUUGGCCACGAUGGUCUCGUGGUUUGACCAAUGGGACGAGAGUUGUCAGGUGGUGGCAAUGCUGCAGAUGUUGAUAAGACUGCCGCCGACGCAGGCUCGUUUUCUCACCAUUGCGCUGGAGAACAGCUUUUCAGAAUGUGCAGAACUGGCUCUGCGGGAGCAGGAGGCCAACAAUGCAGGAUACAUCAGCAAUCUGUUGAAGGAAGCAAAAGACAAAGCCAUUGAGGAAUUGUUGUUGCAUCUGCCAUUGCUGAGGCCAGGCAACAAGGACGCCAAACACAGAUACCUGGGUGUCAUUCCUGUGUUGCUGAAUUACUGUGUGGAACACAAUAAGUUCUUGGAUAAAGCAUUGAACCUGGUGGUCUACACACUGGUACAUCCGGCACUCAAGGACGACCGCAAGACAUUCGAGCCGUGGCGCAGAUCUCUCGUAGAGAAAAUCGCAGGUGGUAGUGUAACACCUUCCGCCGCCCCAGAAGGCGCAGAAGCAGGUCAGGGCAAGAUCAGAAGAAGCAACAGUCUAACUCCUCCCUUUGCAGGGUCAAGUGCUUCCAACGAAUUGUGGACUUCUCAGGAUGACCUGUCUGUAGUACGCAGAGCCAGUUCAGGACGCAGAUUCUCCCUGUCUCUCUGUGAGCCUCCCCCCCUCUCCCCACAGAGUUCACAGGCCUCCUCAGGUAGUGGCUCCGAGUCCCACCUGGAUGACCUGAGGCCAGGAUUUGAGGCUUGUGGAAUGAGAGAUGUGAAGGGGUGGCUCAAGUCGCUGAGGCUACACAAGUACUCCUGGCUGUUUUCCCAGUUGACUUAUGCACAGAUGUUGUCCCUCUCAGAGGAGACGUUUGAUACUGUAGUGGAGUCAGUAGGAGGUGGACUCUACACAGUCACUCAGGGGGCUCAACGCAAGAUACUGCUGUCCAUCUCCAAGCUGCGCGACCGCUACGGGAUUUUGUGCAGAGUCGAGCGGGAGCUGGAUGAACAGACUUUACUCAACGCUAUGGACGAGGUGAAGAAAGUUUUGUUGACUCCUCUCAAGCCUCAUGAAGACUCUGAUCUAUCCCCAGUGGAUGACCUUCCCUCUCAGGUCACCAGGGUUUUGCAUAAAGUUUGCACGUAUCUCCUUGUGUACCAAGUGACAGAUGAGGAGGCUUUGACUUCAUUCAUCAGUCUGCUGGACUCCUCUCGUCAGUUGGAGGCCUUCACAUCUCAACAGAAGCAGAAUAUGAGUAGUUGGAGACUUGAGAUAUCGCAACACAUCAGCCAAGUGAGGCAGCAAGUUCAUCAACAGCAUCAGCAACGCUAUGGAUACUUGUCAGUUCCCCCCGCUCGGUUCUCCGCUGCCCCCCGCCAUGGGGUCCCCCUCACCCUGAGACACAACCUGGGAGGGCAACGCUCUCAGCCCCACUCAGGACCUCCGCACUCUAGCUUCCUAGCCAAGCGGCCCAGCCUGCAAGACAACCCCUCAGAGUACUCUGUGGAUCCGUCUCACUCCAUGGUACAGAGGACUCACUCUGCCCCGCCACCCCCUGCACAGUCACUAGCUCUAGACACCCCGUCUACCUCCACCUCUGCCACGGCCCCCGCAGCCCCCGUCACACCCCAGGAGACUGACCCGGAGCUGAACCUACGGCUGGAGAGUCUCUGUCUCAGCAUGACUGAACAUAGCCUGGAACUGUAAACUUGACAAGUUGGUGACUGUUUUCUGUUCAUUGUUGUGUAGUCUCUGAGAAAGGUUAAAUUACCUUGUAGCGCUGUGUAAUUCUUUUGCUGGUGUAACUUCCAUGGUUUAAAUUCAAUUAUUCUUUGAGACAGUGCCACACACUUAAGUGAGGAAUGGAGUGGGAUGAUCUGGGCAGCUCUUUUACAUAGAUCAGGUGUUGGUUGCAGUCAGGAUAAUUUAUUAAUCAAUUUAUUUUAAUUUUUUAAUUCAAUGAUAUUUAUGGCUGAAAGAGUCAUUUCCGAAUCAUAAAAUACCUUAAUUGGGUAUUUUGGGUCAAUUUUUGGGGUAUUUUGGGGUAAUUUUGUAUAAUUGGGUCACCUGCCCUGGUGAUUGGGUUUGAUUAAGCUACCACGAGAAAACUAAUACAGUUUGGAACCAUCAAAACUUUUAGUGGCGUACUUUCGAAGUUCCUUAAGACAUUUAAAACCAUGGAAGGCUCUUGCAGCAGCAAAAAAAAAAUCACUCAGCGUUACAAAGUUUAGUUGAUAUUUUUAUUGUGUUUGAUGUUCUUCUGUAAUUGUUGAUUUGUUGUCUUUCUAUAAUUUAAGAUGUUUUUGCUUGAUCCCAUAGUAUAAGUGUGUACUAGUUUAUGAAGUCUGAAAUAGGGUGUUGGCUAUCUUACACCUUUUUUAUUAUAAUAGGAGUUUUUGGAUGUUUUUGUAGUAAAAAAUAUCUUACCCCCGAUUUCAGUUUUUAAUUUAAACUUAGUGUUAAAUAUCUACUCUCCACAAUAUUCUAUGUUGCUAAAAGAUUUUGGAGCUGUGGUUUGUUGUUAGUCACAUGAUCUCGUAUAUUAAAAUUUGAAAAAAUCCUAAUUAUUUUUAUUUGGUAACAUCAGGAUAGAGUAAUCAAAAAGAUUAUAAUACGAUGGUUGGUAUAAAUAAGUGCAAAAAAGUGAAUCUGCAUAAUUAAUAUACAGCAGAACCUCUUUAAUCCGAGCCCCCGUAAUCCGAACGUCCACUAAUCCGAACGCCUCAUUGCUGCACUUUAUACACACUACAGUAGUUCUUUAUUGUAUACUGUAUUCGAUGUACAGUACAGUUUACUCACUAUUUUUACUACUGUAUUAAAUAAACACUGUAUUUUACUUUAUAAAGCAUUUUUUCACUUUUCCCGUACCAAUUACAAUCAAUUUUAGCCAGGUUUUAGCUAAUGUUAUGUAAAAACAUAAUAUGGUCUGUAAUCCGAACUAUUCAAUAGUCCGAACUACCCCCGGUCCCAAUUAGUUCGGAUUAAAGAGGUUCUACUGUACUCCAUAAUAUGUAAUAUGAAAAUUUCAGCUCGUUUUGGAUACUAGUAUCAUUUAAGUUUAUGAAUAACUUUCUACGUUCCUAUAUCAAUAACAAGUCAGUUCUCAUUGCUAAAUAAACCGUAAAGUCUGCUUAUUUUAGAUUUUUCAACUUCAAACAAAGUGUAGGAUGGAAUGAUGAAACUAUUAUUUUGUAAUUUUAAAUGUUUCAAAUAUGGGACCAAGCAAAUUAAAUAAACAUAAUUUUUACUCAAGAACUGCUUGUAAAACAGUUUUUACUGUGUAUUUGAUUUUUAACUGUACAUUUUUAACAUCAGUUAUCCUGUAAUCAUUAAUUGUAUUAUUGUAAUUGCAUGUUUUGGUGUUUGCUCAAAUGAAAACCUUGGUAGUAUUACCAAGAUGGGUUUCUACUAUUUGCUUGUUUUACGUUGCGCCAUAAACGUACAAAUGGUCUAGUUUAAUUUUGAUAUUUACCAUAAGUUUUCGAAAAAGUCAACCAUUUUAUGCCCACUUUAUUUUUUAAAUCGUAACCUUUGUGAAAUAUAUCACAAGCACAAACUUAUUAUAUGCUUUGGAAUUAAUUUAUUUUGUCAUUCAGAAAUACCAAAUACACUAUGGUUUUGAUUCAUUACCAUUCAUACGGUUAAAAUGGGUUGGAUCCAUCUAGUUGGUUCUGUUUCAUCUAGUUUUCUGGAUUUACUAUUUAUUUUUUUGCAAAUAAAAAACGUUUCCCAAUAGUUCUAAGCCUCUCUGUCUGUGGUUAAAUUGGAUCUUAAAAUAUGAAGUUUUAAGAAGUUGCUAUUUUGUAAAUAAUGUAAUAAUUUAAACAAAUGAUAAAAGACUGAAUAUGAGUUACUAUAGUCUAAAACAUUUUUACAGCCAUAUUUAUCUGAACAGAUUUUUGUCCAAGCUAAACCAUUUUGCAUGUACAGUUUUAGCGAAUACAUUUGAACAAAAGAAAAAGUAAUUUGACAUUUUUAAGGUUAAUUUUUGUGUAUUUUUAUAGUUUGCUUUUUAGAGAUGCUUUUGAGACAUCUGAUUUAGGUUUGAUAGUUGUAAGAUGUUAUGAUUUUAUUUUUACCAAGGUGGUUUUUUGUUUUGUUUUGUUAUUUACUAAGUCUAGAACAUAUAGGCUAUAUUUGUAAAAUACUAUCUGAUUGGUGGAUUGUUUUCCAUUUUUGUACCGUGUUACAACUGCCAAGUCAUUUUGAGUAGAGUUGUAGGUUAGUUUUUGUGAUGUUUCAAUCUAGUUGUUUUGAUUUAGCUUUUUUUUAUUAUUACCGUUUUAUGUUAUUUUUGUAAACGUUGUGUUUUCAACUGUAUAUUUUUAUGUUUUUCAUUAUAUGGGACGAAAGUGCCCGGUGAUUAGAUUUAUUAAUUUCAUGUUAUGGGAGUAAAUUCUCCGGUGAUUAGAUUUAAGUUGUUGUGAUAAUCACUGUUCUCAAUGUUCGUAAAAAACAAUGGAAAUUUUUGCCUUCUUACAUGUAAAAAAGUAACAAGUUUUUAUGAAUAAAUGUUCAUCAAUUAUUAAAUCCAUAUAAGUUAAAUUAUUUUUACUUUUGACAGGUUAGUCAUCAAAUAACUCUACUGCUGUAUUACUGUCAUUCACAUAAUUAUUUUUACAGAAAUUUCUUGAUUUACUGUUCCAUUGUUUGUUUACAACAAUUUUGUACAUUAUUUGCGAGAGUUUCAAGUUAGUGGUGCAAUGAUACAAUCUGGAAUGUUGUGCAAUGUCCAGAUUAUUGUAAAUAUAGUUUCUUAUUUAUUCUAUACCAUUUUGAUUCUCAGAUCUAUGUUAUUUUUAUUUUAUUAUUUUAUUAAAUUUAACCAGUGAUUGUGCAAUUAUGGAUUUGUUUUGUAUUUGUGGUAAUAUAGUCUUAGUAUAAUUUGUUUUAUUCUUAUUGUUUCUUAAGGGCAAAGGACUUCCUAUUGUCAAAAAGUAAGAUUACAAUCCAACAUCAAAUCCUCAAUAAUGUCAAUAACUUACAAAUUAAAUACAUAGAAUUUUCAUUUGUAGCAAUAUAUUCUGGAUAUAUUUUUCUUAAGAUUGUCUACACAUUUGUUUUCAAUUAAAAGCCUCAGUUGAAUGUAAUUGUUUGAAGUCAUAUGUUUAAACUACUGUAAGUACCUUGUAUUGAAUGUAGGUCACAAAUAAAUUAUUAAAUUUAACCAGUGAUUGUGCAAUUAUGGAUUUGUUUUGUAUUUGUGGUAAUAUAGUCUUAGUAUAAUUUGUUUUAUUCUUAUUGUUUCUUAAGGGCAAAGGACUUCCUAUUGUCAAAAAGUAAGAUUACAAUCCAACAUCAAAUCCUCAAUAAUGUCAAUAACUUACAAAUUAAAUACAUAGAAUUUUCAUUUGUAGCAAUAUAUUCUGGAUAUAUUUUUCUUAAGAUUGUCUACACAUUUGUUUUCAAUUAAAAGCCUCAGUUGAAUGUAAUUGUUUGAAGUCAUAUGUUUAAACUACUGUAAGUACCUUGUAUUGAAUGUAGGUCACAAAUAAAUUGACUCUUAAGUCAUUUACUAAAUAAAACUAUUGUUUCUUUUCUAUACUUCCCUCAGGAAUUACCUGACUUAUAAUUCCUGAGUCAGGUAUUAUAAGAUAUACUUAUAUCUUCUAUCAUAAUUUUAGUUUAAUCUCAAUAAUUUUAGUUCCUGUUUGUAUUAACUGGAUGUUUUGGAUUUUAA